Molecule: messenger RNA, 2157 nt
Organism: Chanos chanos (milkfish)
Lineage: Eukaryota; Metazoa; Chordata; Actinopteri; Gonorynchiformes; Chanidae
Gene: slc15a2
Product: solute carrier family 15 member 2
Exons: 23
Coding region: 1-2157 (718 amino acids)
Biological process (GO): transmembrane transport; oligopeptide transport
Cellular component (GO): membrane
Molecular function (GO): oligopeptide transmembrane transporter activity
Source: RefSeq, a predicted model, not a curated record
AUGGGGAAAUCGGACUUCAAACUGGAUACUGAGGGUCAUGACAAGAAACACAAAUCACCGAAACUAUGUGGGACUAACUACCCCGUUAGCAUCGCCUUCAUCGUGGUGAAUGAGUUUUGCGAACGUUUCUCCUACUAUGGCAUGAAAGCGGUGCUGACCCUCUAUUUCAUUCACUAUCUACACUGGGACAAGGACCUCUCUACAGCUGUGUACCAUGCCUUCUCCAGUCUGUGCUACUUCACGCCUGUGCUGGGAGCCCUCAUAGCAGACUCAUGGCUUGGGAAGUUUAAAACCAUCAUAUAUCUGUCCAUAUUGUAUGUCAUCGGCCAUGUGGUUAAGUCUGUUGGAGCCAUCCCAGAUGUGGGGGAUAGCACUGUACACAUUGCCUUGUCCAUGAUUGGUCUAAUCCUCAUUGCAUUUGGAACUGGAGGUAUCAAACCAUGUGUUGCUGCUUUUGGAGGGGACCAAUUUGAGCAGCAGCAUACUGAGGAGAGAAGAAAAUUCUUUUCUAUCUUUUACAUGUCAAUCAAUGCUGGGAGUGUUCUAUCAACAGUCAUCACCCCAAUAUUGCGAGGUGAUGUCCAGUGUUUUGGAGGUGACUGUUAUGCUCUGGCUUUUGGUGUCCCAGCAGUUUUGAUGGUCAUUGCUUUGAUUGUUUUCAUUGCUGGCAGUGGACUUUAUAAAAAGAGUCCUCCAGAAGGGAAUGUGCUGGUGCAAGUUUGCAAAUGCAUCGGGUUUGCGAUCAGUAACAGAUGGAAUAGCUCCAGAAAAAGUCCAUCGCGGGAGCAUUGGCUGGACUGGGCUGAAGAUAAGUACUCGAAACGUCUCAUCCAAGAGAUCAAGAUGGUGCUCAGGGUGUUGGUUCUUUUCAUUCCACUCCCCAUGUUCUGGGCACUGUUUGACCAACAGGGUUCCCGCUGGACUCUCCAAGCCACACGGAUGAACAUGGACUUUGGUGGAGCCUUCGUUUUGAAACCUGACCAAAUGCAGAUGCUGAACGCUUUGCUGAUUCUGGUGUUUAUUCCUAUCUUUGACUUGGGUGUGUACCCACUCGUUGGCCUGUGUAGGAUCAAGGUCACGCCUUUGAGGAAAAUGACCAUGGGAAUGCUAUUUGCAGCACUAGCUUUCUGUGCUGCAACCAUUGUAGAAGUGAAUGUCAUUAAAACUGUUGUGGAGCCACCACCAGCUAAACAGUGCCUCGUCCAGGUCCUCAAUCUUGCCGACAGAGAUCUCACUGUGCACAUUCCAGGAGUCAGUGAAGUAACAGUUAAGCCAUAUGAGGAUCCCACGGGAUACACGACUCUUUCGCUCCCUGGAGAUAAAGAGUCACUCACAGUCAAAAUCACGUCCGGUACAAAUGUUUAUACAUGUUCAGAGAACUUCGGUGAUGAAAAAGCCUACAGUCUCAUUCUACGCAAUACACAGUCUGGAGUUACAUGCGAACUUGUGAAGGAUCAGAUUACAAAAUCCGAAUCCGGAGAUGCUUACCUGAGGUUUAUAAAUACUCUCUCAAAUAGCGUCAACAUAACCGUUGGUGAAACAAAUUUUUAUGCAGCUGGAGGCUAUGGCAUAGAUCACAACAAAACGGUGGAAAGAGGAGAAUAUAACGGCAUUAUAUGCGCAACACCUUCAAAGGAAUGGGCCGUUGAUCUUGGUCUGCUUGACUUCGGUGCUUCGUACACAUUCAUUGUUACGGAGGAAAAUAAUGCUGUUACAGUGAAGAAGGUGGUGGAUGUGGAAGCCAAUAAUGUUCACAUCGCCUGGCAGAUUCCUCAGUAUGUCCUCCUUACUGCAGGAGAGGUCAUGUUUUCCGUCACUGGUUUGGAGUUCUCCUACUCUCAGGCUCCGGCCAGUAUGAAGUCCGUUCUCCAGGCAGGCUGGCUGAUGACUGUGGCUUUUGGAAAUGUCAUCGUGCUGAUUGUGGCUGAAGGAGCUGGCAUGGAGCAGUGGGUGGAAUUCCUGCUUUUUGCCGCUCUGCUGGUGGGCGUCAGCAUAAUCUUCUCCAUCAUGGCCUACUUCUACACCUACGUGUACCCAGAAGAGCUGGACAAGAUGUUCAGCCAGGACAACGGUGACAACAAUGAAACGGGUUUCAAGAAGGACCCAAGCGACAUUGUGUACAAGAUCCAUGAGCUACCGAAAACCACCAAAAUGUAG